This is a messenger RNA of Fusarium fujikuroi IMI 58289, 1428 nucleotides long. Its product is annotated as related to ERG27-3-keto sterol reductase. Gene Ontology annotation, biological process: ergosterol biosynthetic process. Lineage: Eukaryota; Fungi; Ascomycota; Sordariomycetes; Hypocreales; Nectriaceae. Gene Ontology annotation, molecular function: 3-beta-hydroxysteroid 3-dehydrogenase (NADP+) activity. Gene Ontology annotation, cellular component: lipid droplet; endoplasmic reticulum membrane; mitochondrial outer membrane. The coding region runs from base 1 to 1428 and encodes 475 amino acids. The record is from RefSeq and is a predicted model, not a curated record. The transcript is spliced from 3 exons.
AUGGGCUCCCAAUUGUCGCCGGCGACAGCCCCCUGGGAGGGAGUCUCGGGUCAGGAACAACUUUUUGUUCUGAUCACAGGUGCCAAUAGUGGUAUCGGUCUCAGUAUUGGAGAACGACUUAUCGACGAAUUCCUUGCUACACGCUCUUUGCGCUCCCACCUCAUCCUCAUCCCUACCACACGAUCCAAGUCCAAGUCCUUACAAACGAUCCAAACCCUUCGUGGCUACGCCAACAAGGCUGCGCAAUCUUCUACAGCACUACGUUCGCGGGCUGGGAGUUCAUAUCGUUGGGAAGAUACCAUUGCGCGAAUCCAUGUUCUGAGCUUGCAGCUUGACCUGUGUGACUUGCGCGGGGUGUAUUCUUUCGCAAAUGCUUUGUUACGAGGUCCGGUGAGCAACCCUGAGGGGCUGCAGGGCGAAUAUCUACGAAAUGUACGCAUUCCCAGGCUGGAUACUGUAGUAUUCAAUGCUGCGUAUGGUGGAUGGUCAGGGGUCAAUUAUCCCAAAGCUGUAUGGACUAUCUUGACCCAGGGGUUGGUGCAGUCUGUUACUUGGCCAAACUUCAAGAUGGCCCUCCCUACUGCUCUCUUGAACGAAAAGCGCAACUACAACUAUCCCAAGGAACCUUUACUCGGCGAGGUGUUUACAGCCUGUGUUUUUGGUCAUUAUAUAUUGGCCCAUGAACUUCUUCCACUACUUAGUCGGCGAUCCGAAACCGAAACACCCGGCCGUCUUGUCUGGUCCAGCAGUCUUGAGGCCGUCGACAGUGUUCUUGAUAUGUCCGACUUCCAGUGCUUCAAUGGUAAAGGCCCGUACGAAUCCGCUAAACGAGUCACCGACAUUCUCUCCCUCACUGCAACUCUCCCCGCAGCCAUGCCAUCUUCCAGCCGCUUCUUCACCCCCGACGACCCCAGCGAGGCCCGCGAUAAACCCAUUCGACCGCGCAUGUAUCUCACCCAUCCGGGUAUUGUUGCCAGUACCCUAUUCCCAGUUCCCUGGUUUCUGAUGUGGGCAUAUGAACUUGCUCUUCUGAUCAGUCGCUGGAUUGGUUCGCCCUGGCACAACACAGACAGCUAUACCGGUGCCAAAUCCCCUGUUUGGAUUGCGCUCCAAGAGCAAUCUGCGCUUGAUGAACUAGGUGCAGAGCGCAUCAAGUGGGGCAGCAGCUCGAACCGUCACAUGCAGGUCGAAGUUAAGAAGACAGAAGUUGAAGGCUGGGGUUGGGAGGGCAAAGUCGAGGAUGCGGCGGCGCUUGAAGCGGACACCGCUGUUGGUGUUUUCAGGAAGACCAUCGGGCGAAAGAGAGGCGCUAAAGACGUGACCAAGGAAGAUAUCGUGAGAUUCGAGGAACUGGGCGCCGAAUGCUGGGAAAGGAUGGAGAACAUGCGACACGAGUGGGAAACCAUUCUUAGGGUUAAAAAGGCAUAG